Messenger RNA from Closterium sp. Yama58-4, 2073 nucleotides. Lineage: Eukaryota; Viridiplantae; Streptophyta; Zygnematophyceae; Desmidiales; Closteriaceae. The record is from the annotation of a GenBank genome assembly.
AUGCCGCGCGAACCGCGGGAGGUCAGUCAUGUCGACGACUUUAGACGACUGGCGGCUGAAAACGACUCGGAAGACGUCGCCAGUUCUCGCGCGGACGACUCCGGCGACGUCGCCUACGACGCGUCCACGGUUACGAGCGACGUCGAGGCGGGCGUGCGAGUUCGCACGGUGGAUUACAACGCGCGGCGCGAGACGGACUACGUGAUCGUCGUUCACGGCACGUUCGACGCGCCGCCCGCGGACGGCGCGCGCACGUGGUACCAGCCGCCCGCGCCCGGGGAGCAGAACUUCUGCGCCAAGAUGGGCGCGCUGCUAGCGCGCGGACCUAUUGGCGCGGGGAGCGUCUGGCGGGAAAUCCCGCGCGCGACGAAUUCUCAAGGGGCAGAGUCGCAGGGAGGUGCGUCGCAGAGGGGGUCGCAGUCGCAGGGAGCUGCGGCGUCGCAGGAGGGAGGGCAGUCAUGGCAACGCAUGAUGGACGGCGACGUUCCUUACCCGUUCUUUUGGGACGGUACCAACACGCACGAGGGACGAUUGAAGGCGGCGGAAAAGCUGGCGCGGCUGUUCGACCUGAUAGCCAGCAGGGACCCCUCAGCGCGAAUCCACGUGAUUGCUCACUCCCACGGAGGCAACGUGCUGCUUAAAGCCACCGAGCUCUACAUGAAGAGGCUGCCCACACUUUCGCUCUCCACGCUGCACCCGGCCAUCAGGAAGAGGUUCUGGGCGGCAUACAGGCGCGGAUUUGAUAUGGUGAAGGGGUGGCGCCAGGUGGACCGACCCUCCGGGUGGCGCCGGUUCUUCCCGUCUCUUGUUGUUAUGAGGAGCAUGACUGGCGGAAAGCUCUCCCAUGGAACCAAGGAGCAGUACCCCUGGGGGCGCUACCGCUGGCUGGACUCCCUCCUGGGCCUCCCCACCAAGCGGCAGCGCCUCUUCCUCUCCCACCGCCUCGCCACCUCCCCUCUGUCCAACGCGCUGGGCUGCCUCGUGUUCCUGGGGACGCCCUUCUAUGUGAAGAAGUGGGAGAGGAAUGGAGUGCGGUGGCUCGUGGUGAUGACGGUAGCGAGCGUGGUGGCGAUGCUGGUGGUGAUGUGGGGCUAUGCCAUGCUGCUCGCUUAUGCUGUUCGCACGGCCGCCAAGCAUGAUAGUUCGCAGCCCUACUUCACGCCGUUUAUCGUCUCGGCUCUCAUUCUCGUGUUUGCAACCAUCAGCAUCAGCAUCGAGCUCUCCCGCAGCACAGCCUUCUACAGCGGAAACAUCUACCACGCGCCCGACUUUGAUUGGUCGCAUGCCAUGUCAGCACUGGUUGUCCACGCUGGCAAGCUGGAUGAGGCCAGCAUGGCACUGAGUUCCGAGCCUAUCGCCCGAGCCUAUGUCUUCCCGCACCUGGCGAGCAUGCUCAAACUGCCCUUCUGGAAGCCCCUUCCCCAGUUCCCACCUCGCGACGCCGUGCCGCUCGACUGGCUGCUCUACUUCGCCUCCUUCGGCCGCAUCCUCCUUUGGAACAUCAUCUUCAUUCUCCCCGCCGUCGUCCUCUCGUUACUGUCACACGUCGUGGCGCCGCUGGUGAUCGGCGCGGUGAGGAACGUGAUUGUGGUGAUCAGCUUCGGGCUGGCUCAGAACGAGCUCAGCUUUGCGCAUGUCUUCAUGGACGAAAUAUUGGACCUGGGGCUCUCCUCUCAGCAUGUGGAGCACUGGAAUGUGCAGAAACUGCUUGCUUUGGCCAAGACCCGCUCACUGCAGGGCGAGCUGAUGGCGGGGUAUGAGGAUGACACCUGUGACAUGGGGGAGGCUGUAUUUGAGGAGGGGCUGCUUGGGGAGGGGUUACUUGCCAAGGGGGCACGUGGAGGGGGGAAAGAGGAGAUCAAGGGUGAGAGUGAAGGAAAGGGUAGGGGUGUUGAAGGGGAUGGGGAGGAGGGAGGGUGGAUGAACGGGGGAGGGGUGAAGCAGGGAGGGUCUGGAGCAGUUGGAAUAGCGCGAGCCGGCUGCGUCGACGAGUUACAUUCAAGAGCAGUAGAACGUCUGGAGGUGACACCCGGGAAGAUGAAACUCACGGAGAUGAAACUUGCGGAGAUGUAA